AUGCUACCAAAGAAGAAAGGAAGGCCAAGGAAAAAGGUCCACUAUAACCCAAAUCAAGCAUCAGGUUCUAAAUUUGUUAGAAGCAAAAAGAAGUUGGGGAUAAAAAGAGGUGGUGACAUUGUUGAAGAUAGAGUUCUACUUGAUGAGCAUGAUAGUUUAGAUGGUCAUGUUGAAGGUAGGGGAUGUGAGGAACAAAUGAAAGAUUUGUUUGACAAAGAAGAUAUUGAUGAUAACAAUUUGGUUGAUAUGAUGUGCACUUUUGAAGCUUGUCUUAGCCAACCAAAGUAUAAUUAUCAGAAAGGUGAUGGAUUCCAAGAUGCAAUGGAUGCUAUUAUUCAAAGUAUUCAUCAUGCUAAUUAUGACAAAGGUGUUGAGGAUGUUGGACCCGAACUGAAAAAAACACUUGAUGGGGUUAAAGAUGCAAUGGAUGCUAUUAUUCAAAGUAUUCAUCAUGCUAGAGAUGGUAUUAUUCAAAGUAUUCAUCAUUAG
Messenger RNA from Lactuca saligna, 489 nucleotides. The record is from the annotation of a GenBank genome assembly. NCBI's taxonomy places the organism in Eukaryota, Viridiplantae, Streptophyta, Magnoliopsida, Asterales, Asteraceae.